Lolium perenne is the source of this 4531-nucleotide messenger RNA. RefSeq lists its product as uncharacterized. Gene Ontology annotation, molecular function: calmodulin binding. Lineage: Eukaryota; Viridiplantae; Streptophyta; Magnoliopsida; Poales; Poaceae. The record is from RefSeq and is a predicted model, not a curated record.
AGCCGCCCACCCACUCGCCGCGGCCGGCUCCCCCUUCCCUUCUUCCUCACAUCGCAUUCCAUUCCCACAGAAUCCAUUCCACCAUUCUUUUCUCCUUCCCUUCCACUCUUUCUCCUCGAGUCCAUUCCAAAUUCUUCUUCCUUGGUCCAACUCCCAACCUCCUCUCCCCCACAGUCCCAUAGUUCACAUCACCUUUGCCUUUGCUUGCCGACCCGCCCUUCAGCUCAAGGAGGAAGAAGCCGAGCACUCCACGGAACCUCCCAGCUCAAGCCGAGAGAUUCCAAGAACCUGAGGGAGGGAUCCGUGGAGUGAAGCCAAGACAUCCAUCCAGGGAGAGCAAAGAAGGAGGAGUGGUAGUACUAGCUGCAGCAGCAGCCAUGGUGAGGAGCAAAGAGGUGCCCAAGAAGCCCAAGGACCCGCUCCUCACCCCUCCCCCCAAGCCCAGGGGCUUCAGCACCUUCAGGGACGCCGGCGGCGGCCUCGGCGGGAGCCUGCCGAGGAACCGCGGCGGCGCGGCCAUGACGUCCCCGGCGCCGGCCUCCGUGCCCAACUACAUGCGCGGCACCAGCAGCUCCGGCGCCAAGGCCGGCCAGCACCAUCGCCAGCGCGGGUCGGCGUCGGCGUCCGCGUCCACGCCGACGAGGCAGCGUUAUAGGCCGGUGCGGGUGACGCCGAGGGGCAAGGUGCUGUUCCCGGCGCCCGCCGCGGCGGCGUCGCCCGGCAUGGUCCGCCCCACCUGCUCGUCCACCCUGAAGGACGCCAAGUUCCCCCUCGCGCUCGGCCUGGCGCCCGGGGCCACCGACGCCGAGGGCCCCGCCGCCAUGCGGGUCUGCCCCUACACCUACUGCUCCCUCAACGGCCACGCCCACGCGCCCGCCGUGCCGCUCCGGAGCUUCCUCGCCACGCGACGCCGGCUCAUCAAGACGCAGCAGAGCAUGAAGCACAAGGGCGUAUCAGCGUUCCGCAGGGGCACCACCGGCCAGCGGAGACCGGACGACGUCGUCUGCGCCGGCGCUCCCGCGAAGGUCGCGCCGCCGUUGGUCGACCAGGACGCCCUCGGCGACUUCUUCGUGGAGGUGUACACCGGCCCCAGGGUCAGCUCCGGCACCAGCUGCAGCGACAUGUCCUUGGACGAGAUGGACGCCACGGUCAGGCGGAUGGAGUUCGUUGUAUUCGACCGUUGCGGCGCCGACGACGACCUCGACAAAAGUAACGAUCUUGCUGUUCACGGUGACGGUGACGGCGAGGACAGACCUGGUGUCUGCAGGGACAGUUCGUCGGAGUGCAGCGAUCCAGGCAUCUCCGGCAAUCUCGUGGAGGAGCUGCCGUGGAUGAGGUACCAGGGGUACGAGUGUGAUAGCCUGGAUGACGAUGUUUCAGAGGAGCAGAUUGGGGAAGCAGAGGCUCUUGCCCAGCAUCAGGAAGGUGAAGAUGAAGAGGCCAAAUCCUGCGGAUCGGGCGAUGAGCGCGAAGAGGAGGCCAUCGAAGAACAGGAACCAGAAGAUGAGGAGAUCAUCUCAGAUUUGCCCUGUCAAACAGGGAUCAUCGCCGAUGAAGAAGGCGUCGAUUGCAGAUUGGACACAGUGAAUCAACAUGAGGCUUCCACAGCAGAAGACACACAAGAUCCAGGAGACGAUGAGGAGUGCGUCUCGGAUGGUGGCCACGGAAUGGAGAUCGCCGCGGAGCGAACAUGUGCUGUUUCUACGGCGGAGGUCUGCAGGGAGCAGGAAGAAGACGAAGACAUCAUGCUGGGCAAAGUGUGUCGAGGGGAUACUUCUGAUGGACAGGGCACAUCGGAAGAGGCGCUCUCGGUAUCGGAAAUUCCUAUGUCUGAAGUAAUGGAGAAUGUCCUGGAAGACAGAUGCAAAGAGGAGAAUUCAGCAGAUCAAGAGGCAGAGGAUGACGAGACCAGCAUGGAUUCUGCCAACGAAUCAGAAAUCAGCGAGAAGCAGAAGGAUGCCGAGUCUGAAAUGGAGAUUUCCGAGACUGUCCCCGAUGUUGCAUGCCAAGAGGAUUUCUGCCAGCAAGAAUCAACCUCCGGAGCUGUUGCAGAAGUGUGUCAAGGGGAUACUUCUGAUGGACAGGGCACAUCAGAGGAGAAGCUCUCGGCAUCGGAAAUUCCUAAGGCAGAAGUUACAGAAAGGGUGAAGAAUGUCCUGGAAGACAGCUGCAAAGAGGAGAAUUCAGCAGAUCAAGAGGCAGAGGAUGACGAGACCAACAUAGAUUCUGCGCUCCUAUUCGAAAUCGCCGAGAAGGAGAAGGAUGAUGAUGAGUCUGAAAUCGAGAUUUCUGAGACUGUCCCCGAUGUUGCAUGCAAAGAGGAUUUCUGUGAGCAAGAAGCAACCUCCGGAGCUGUUUCAGAAGGUGAAGUUUCUGACUCCAAUGCUAUUGCUUCUCCAGAUGUUGAAAUCUCGAAUCAGCCAACAGAUGGUGGCUUUGAACAAGAUGCGACCACUGUAGAAGAUGCAUUUGAGCAACUUGAUACUACUGCAGAGAAUACUGUGAGUGGCACAGAAGAUGCUCAAAGGGGAUUGGAGAUUACCACAUGCAAAUCUGAAGAUGUUUCUGCGGAAUCUGGUAUAACCCAAGAAAGCAGCCAGGUCGUUUACUCUGUAUGUGUUGAUGCCCCUGCUAAAAUGCAACCGGAGAUUACAGAGCACGGGCCGGAAGACUCUUCUGAAGAAUCUAGUAUUCCCCAAGAAAGUAGCCAAAGUAAUAUGGUUGCUCAUGUUGAUAAUGAUGCUCAAAUUGAAGUAUCUGCCGAUGCCACUGCUCAGGUGGAACCAGAGAUUACACAGUGCAAGCUGGAAGAGCCUUCUGAAGAGUCUGGUAUUUCUAAAGAAAGUAGCCAAAGUAGUAAGUCUGCUCUUGUUAAUAAUGUUGUUGAAACAGAACCGGAAUUUACAACAUGUAAGUUGGAAGAUCCUCGCGAAGAAUCUGGCAUCCUUCAAGAAGUUGUUCAGGAUCGCAACUCUGCAUAUCUUGGUGAGGGUGCUCAAAUGCAACUGGGAAAUGUCACAAACGAGUUUGAUGCCACCUCUGAAGAAUGUGGUAUUGCUCAGGAAAUUGGUGAAGAUGAUAACUCUGUCAGUGAUGAUGCUCAAAAUGGUUCCGAGCUAACAAUGUGUGAGCUGGAUGACGCUUCUGAAUCUGUUGCGGUCCAGGAGAUUGAUCAGGAUCACAACUGUGCAGAUGUGAUUAGCGGUGCUCUAAUUGAAUCUGAGCUUAUUACCCCAUCUCAACUGGCAAAUGCGGAAUCUGAUGCUACCCAAGAAGUUGUUCCAGAUGACAACAAUGCAGAUGUCAAUGAUGGUCCCGAGAGAGAAUGGGAAACAAUGGCAUGUGAACCAGAACAUGCUCACGAAGAACUGGAUAUUAUUCAAGAAGGUGAUAAAGAUGGUUGCGCUGCUGGUGUCUGUGCUGGUGCUCUGAAGGAAACACAGACAAGCAACAUAAAAGAUGCUUGUGAAGAAGUUUGUGUUACCGAAGAAGCUAAUCUCUCGCACGCUGAGCACAACUAUGACCCCUCCGCUGCUGACAGCAUUGGGGCACCUCAGAGCCUACCAGCAGAAGACGAUGAUGCAAAAGAGUUUUCUGUUGAUGACAUGUGCAACGUUUUCAGCGGGAUGAACCUCAAAGGAGAUGUAUAUGUUGAUCCUACCGAGUCUGAGAUUAGCCCGAGAAAGAGAUUGAUCAUUGCUGGGAGGAGGAGAACACCUGAAGAAGAGGAGCACAUGCGAGGUUUCAAUCCAAGGGGACCUAAUUUUCUUCCUUUGGAAUUGGACCCGGACUCAGAGAAGGUUGAUCUGAAGCAUCAGACAGCCGAAGACCGUAAGAACGCUGAAGAGUGGAUGAUCGAUUAUGCACUUCGGAGGGCGGUGAAUAAUCUAGGCGCUCGGAAGAAGAAAGUGGAGCUUCUGGUCCAGGCAUUUGAGACGGUCCUACCGCAUGACGAGGAUGAGAAGAAGAGCACGCCCACAAGGGCUGUCCAGGCUUGCAACUGAUAAUAGUUCUAGUAGAGUUAGUAGUUGGACUAAUCAUGAUAUUGACGACUCGCGAGCUACUAACUCGGUGGUCGCUGCAAUAUUAGUGCCAGAGACCUGCUCCAAGCCUCCAAGUUGGACGAGAAUAACUACUUACUAGUUCACCAGAGAUCGAUCACUAGAGAUCUCUGGUUAAGGUGGAGCUCAGUACUUCGUCUCCACAUGGAGAGGGUAAAACUAGUACCGACUGAUGAAGAGUUUCCUAUCUAGUUGGUGAGCUGCAAAGGAGUAGCUCAACAACCAAGCCGUGUAUAUACGUCUCAUAGCCCUAAUGUUUGGUAUUUGUACUGAUGUUUGUGACUUGUGUAAAAUGUCGAAGGGAUCAUGAGGUGCUGCACCUGUAUGGCCUUGACAGAGAUCAAUAAAACUCUUCUCGAGUUGCAUGCUUGCGGCGAGAAAGAUAAUCAUAUGUAUGUAUAGUAGUACCUGUGUAGUUGAGUUAUGUGCAAAUAAUAAGACUCACACAGUGUCCCUGUGAAUGCACAUCA